AUGGACUCCAGUAGUUUAAAGAUGCCUGCCCUGGGAAGACCUUUUUCCUUGGGGAUGCUGUACGACGCUCGCAAGGAUGAACUGAUAACGGGAUUUUCAAUGUGGAAAGAACAGUUUCUGGAGAAGAAAACAAAGUCAGAGCACAAUCACAGCAGUUCUUUUCAGGUUUUAUCCUCUGAUUCUCUUCAAGAAAAAUCCUCUCUCUGUGAUCUUGGAACUUCCCUUAAAGCAAGUUUCUUGAGUGGUCUGAUUGAAGUUGGUGGCUCUGCCAAGUAUUUGAACGACAAGAAGGAGUUCAAAAAUCAGAGCAGAGUGAUCCUCCAUUACAGGGCCAUUUCUUACCUCUCUAAAUUGUUAAUGACACCAAGUGAAGCGCAGAGUGAAGGCGAGCUCACUGAUAAAGUGAAGAGCAUGGCAACACAUGUGGUGACAGGCAUUCAGUAUGGUGCAAACGCUUUCUUUGUCUUUGACAGUGAGAAGGCAGAAGAGAAGCCUUUCCAGGCCACCUUGAAGGCUGCUAUACAGACUUUGAUAGCUGAUGGUAACACCUCAUCGUCACUUAAAGAGGAAGAAAGCUUUCUAAACAGCAUCUCUUGCAAAUUUUAUGGAGACUUUCUCUUUGAAAACAACCCCACAACUUUUGAAGAGGCACUAAAGACCUACCAGAGUCUUUCAAAGAAACUUCUAGAAGAUACCAAAAAUUCUGUGCCAGUUCAAGUCUUUCUGACGCCACUGAAGUCCUAUGACCCCACUGCUGCUGCAGUGACAGGGGAAAUCUGUGAGGGGCUAAUCACUAAAGCACAAAACAUCUUUGAGGAUCUGAGUCAAAUUGAAAUGAGAUGCAAUGACAUUUUGGACAUGACGGCACUGAAGAACUUCUCCAGUUAUUACAACAUUUUCCAGAAAUUUUCAGACCUUUGCAAAAUGUUUGAAAAAAACCUGAGAGAUUUUCUGAAGGAGAAUUUUCCUUUGAUCCGUGCAGGAAAAGUUUGUAAUAGCUCAGUUGAAAAGGAGCUUGACCUAAAAAAGACCCCAUUAGACAAUUUAGAAAGAUGGAUCUCUGACAAGGAAGCAGAAGUAACUGCUAUGAAUAUCUGCCUCAAAUCAAUGGAGGGCAUUAAAAUUGUCCCCAAUGAGUCCCAACUGAAAACAGAAACGUUUGCUCAAGGUGUGGUUCAUGCUCUGUGCUUCACUUUCACCUCUCUGGAGGAUGAGGACCCAUACAUUGAUCAGAUGGAGAGUUCCCUUCACUCACAAAGCUUUAAGAAUGUCUAUAAGCCUAAACAAGACCAGUGGUACCAUUCAAAUGCAAUAAUACAACAACUCCGCAGAAAAGCGGAAGAUCUCCAAAACAUGGCCAAAGGCCUGAAAGCCAACAGCAAAUUCCUUUUCCUAGUAGCUGCAGCAAACAAUCCAAAAUACCAGGGAGCAAGCAUCUACUAUUACAAGGAAGGAUGUCUGGUCUCAGAGGAUUUUUCAAAGCCAGGUGUCCCUCCAGCGAAGAAUAUAACAAGCAAAGAAGAUCUGAUUUGGUAUGCCUGUGAUCUGACGCUGAACCCAAACACAGCAAAUGGUUAUCUCGUUCUUUCAGACGAGAACAAAAAAGCAACAUGUACAUCAACAUGGAAGUACUAUGACAGUCACCCAGAGAGGUUUGAUAAGCCUCAAGUGCUGUGUAACGAAGGGUUGUGUGGGGAGCGGCAGCACUAUUACUGGGAGGUAGAGUGGAGUGAGGGGUCAUACAUUGGUGUAGGUGUUGCGAUCAAGUCAAUUGAAAGGCAAGGUGUGCUUCUUGGGGAUAAUGAGAAAUCUUGGUAUUUUGGCCAAUAUCAGGGGCUUGUGGCAAAGCACAAUGGCCAAGAAUGGCCCAACCCCACUCCCUCUGGAGGAGUAAAGAAAAUUGGAGUUUAUCUGAAUUUUGGUGGAGGCACUCUGUCUUUCUACAAAGUGUCAUGUAACACAUUAGAACACCUGUACACCUUUAAGACCUCAUUCAAUGACCAUGUCUAUCCAGGUUUCUACAUUUAUCCAGCUGAAGGUUACUGCAUGCUAACUCCUGUCCAAUAGUGCUGGAAAGGGAAAAGGAAACUCUAAUCUUGGCUGUGGGCCUCUAUUGAGUCACUUUUCUGUCAUGACUUGCAGUUAAGCCCAAAGUAAAUCAUAAUCCUGGCAGAUUCUGAUUCCAUGUUUAAUGCCUUUUAAUGAAAACUUCACUUCUGAAAGGAACAUUAAAACAUAAGAUAAUUUGAAAAUAGGUCUAACACUUUAUAUAACUGCCAAAACGUGUUAUGAUCUGUCAUUCUGGGAUUUUUGGUUCUGUUUAGGUUUCACUCUGGGUUUUCAGUUAGGCUUGGGUUUAUGUUAUUCAGUUUUUACUGUUAAGAAUUAUAUCAUUUUUGAACUACUUAUUCAUGUUUGGUGGUUUUACAGUUAUCUUCUAUUCAGCAUUCCUUAGUCUUUGCUCUAGGAAUAAUUAACAGCAGGCCACACCAAUGUCAGUCCUCGAGGGCUGCUGUCCUGCAGGUUUUAGAGGUGUCCCUGCUUUAGCACAGCUGAUUUUGAUGAUUGUUGCUGAACAAAAGCCUGUUGAUCAGCUUUCAGUGAAAAUCAGCUGUGCUAAAGCAGGGAAACCUCUAAAACCUGCAGGACAGCAGCCCUCCAGGACCAACCUUGGGGAUGCCUGAUUUACAGUUAUCUUUAGGUUAUGUUUCGCAGUUACUCUACAGUGACCCCUAGUGUCACCUUCCUUCCCAUUGGGUAUCUUUUAGUUUUUUCUCCCCACACCUGUUCCCACUUAGAUCAUUACUCCAAUCUUUGUCCUCCUCAGUGUAUAUUUACCCCUCCUCUGCAGUUUGUCUUUGAUGGAUCUUCAUUUUUUCAUGUUCCUCUCAGUCAUGUACUCUCUACAUACUACUGUUGCUUUCAUCAUUAAAUCUAUGAGACAACAUCUCUGCCUCCGUCUUAGCAUUUUUGGUCCAGCUACAAACUUCUAUAUUAAGAUUAUAUAUUGUUAUUCAUAAAGCCAACACCUUUGGUUCCCAUAGAAUCAGAAUGUCUGACAUUUGUUUUUUAAAUAGCGAGUUAAAAGUUAUUCAUAAACCCCUUGAUGAUAAUGACAAAAAUUCUCUGAUGUAAAAAUAAUCAAAUCUUUCUUGUAAUUGCUGAGCAGCUUUAUGCAGCUGUCCACUGGUACAAUUAAAUUGUAGUUUGUAGACAAGUGAUGUUGAAGUGCUUCUGUGGUUUAU
This is a messenger RNA of Cyprinodon tularosa, 3245 nucleotides long. Its product is annotated as stonustoxin subunit alpha-like. The transcript is spliced from 4 exons. Lineage: Eukaryota; Metazoa; Chordata; Actinopteri; Cyprinodontiformes; Cyprinodontidae. The record is from RefSeq and is a predicted model, not a curated record. Gene Ontology annotation, molecular function: protein binding. Bases 1 to 2067 code for a protein of 688 amino acids.